Lachnellula hyalina is the source of this 969-nucleotide messenger RNA. RefSeq lists its product as uncharacterized. The record is from RefSeq and is a predicted model, not a curated record. The transcript is spliced from 4 exons. The coding region runs from base 1 to 969 and encodes 322 amino acids. NCBI's taxonomy places the organism in Eukaryota, Fungi, Ascomycota, Leotiomycetes, Helotiales, Lachnaceae.
AUGAGUUCUCUGUCAUACGAUCAGACGAAUGCGCUAAUAUGGACGCUGGGCGGGCUCGCUAUUGUUCUUACAGUAGGCCGUCUGCUCAUACGCUUGAAAUUAAACAAGAAACUUCAUUGGGAUGAUGCUGCACAUGUUGUUGCGCUGCUUUGUAUGAUCCUGCACUCUGCUAUUUAUACUGGCGGUCGAUCGUUAGCAGAGGCAGUUCUGGCAUACCGAGCCAAGAAGACUCAUCACGUCCCAGACCUUAAACUGUACUUACGGUUGAACAUAGUAACUGCAGUAUUUGGAUUCACAUGUUACUGGGCCGUGAAGCUAUCUUUCCUGCUUUUCUACCGCAUGCUCUUUGGGGUCUCGAAGGCUUUCAUGAAAGCGUGGUGGGGAGUUUCUGCAUACGUCUUGAUUACGUUCUGGGUUGCAAUAGGGACAUCACUUACACAAUGUGGAGGGAGUGCCUUCAAAAUAACCGAUCCUGUUGCUUGUGGCUCCAAGCAAAGCGAGAUAUUAGAUUCGAAAAUAUUCAAGAUCUGCUUUGCGGUCAACAUAACAUCCGACCUAGCAAUCAUGGCUCUUCCGCUUGGCAUGCUCUCGAGACUUCAGAUUCGAGCGGUUCAGAAACUUGGAAUCGCCGUUAUUUUUUGCCUCACAUUCGUCAUAAUCGCACUCGAAAUAGUAAGAUUGGUACAAUCUCUCAAAGGAACAGGUCAAUCUUGGAAUGUCGUAUGGACAAACACAGAAACGAGCGUUGCGGUCAUUGUAUCAUGCCUUCCAACGUACAACACACUCUUCCGAUAUCGAGAAAGAGUCAACGCUAGCAAAGCUUCAUCUGCAUACGACAGACUCGCUGAGUCAAAGAACACCAACAAAAGCCAGAGCACCAAGGGCUUAUCUGAGACCCCUUCUACAAAAUCCCAGAAUGAUUCUGCUCGAGAUAUCCCGCUUGAGCAGUAUCACUCUUACAACGUAUAA